Molecule: messenger RNA, 1704 nt
Organism: Blastomyces dermatitidis ER-3
Lineage: Eukaryota; Fungi; Ascomycota; Eurotiomycetes; Onygenales; Ajellomycetaceae
Product: general amidase
Exons: 5
Coding region: 1-1704 (567 amino acids)
Source: RefSeq, a predicted model, not a curated record
AUGAUGGCGACAGGAACAUCAUGGGAAACUGCUGCCAAAGCAAAACGUGAAUCUAUUCUCAAUCUCAUCCCCGAGAAAUGGCGAAUUCCGACCCCACUUCCCCCGGCUAGUGAGUUACGGGAUGUGACCACGUAUAUCCAGCAGUUCCUUUCCUCCCGAGAGAUUCAAAUCACGGAAUUGGAUAUCGUCAGUCUGGCGCGGCGCACCACCACUGGGCAAUGGACUGCUGUGGAGGUGACGGAAGCGUUUUGCCACAGAGCAGCUCUUGCACAUCAAUUUGUCAACUGUUUGCAUGAGAUAUACUUCGCUGCUGCCCUGAAGGACGCACAGAAGCUCGACGCGUACUUCGCAGAGCACAAAAAGCCGCUAGGACCCCUUCACGGUAUCCCUAUCAGUUUAAAAGACCAGUUCCAUGUAAAGGGAGUUGACACCACCAUGGGCUAUGUUGGUUGGAUUGGCACUUUCCAGGGCCAGCCAGGGGAUCCUCGACGACUCGUCUUUGAAAGUGAACUGGUCAGAGAACUCCGCUCUGUUGGUGCCGUGCUUCACUGCAAGACAAGCGUUCCUGCAACUCUAAUGUGCGGUGAAACAGUCAACAAUAUCAUUGACUACACUUGGAAUCCAAUGAAUCGCCAUCUAUCUGCUGGCGGGAGCUCUGGAGGCGAAGGUUCCUUAAUCUUACUGAGAGGAUCUGCGGGCGGGUUUGGCACUGAUAUUGGCGGCAGCGUGAGAAUCCCAGCUGCUUUUAACGGCAUUUAUGGCAUCAGGCCGUCAGCAGGCAGAAUCCCCUACGAAGGCGCGGCUAAUUCUAUGGAUGGCCAAAACUCCUUAAACUCCGUUGUCGGUCCCCUUGCCACCACUGCAGGCGGGUUGAAGCUCUUGUUCCAGUCUAUACUCAGCCAGAAGCCAUGGCUUCAGGAUCCAUUGGCAGUUGAGCUACCAUGGCGGGAUGAGGUAGAGCAGGAAGUGUUAAGUCUUAUUAAGAAUUCCGCUGCGGGACAAGGCCAGCUUUCGUUCGGCCUCAUGAGUUCAGAUGGUUACGUUCAGCCGCUUCCUCCCGUUGCUAGAGCGUUGCGAAUCAUGACAGCUACCCUAAUGAAACUUGGACAUAAGGUCAUUGAAUGGAAGCCACCCUCACACAAAAGGGCCGAGGAAUUAGCAAUCACCAUAUAUACCCUCGACGGCGGUACCGAUGCACAUUAUCAAUUUAGUCUAUCAGGCGAAGCCCCCAUACCCGAACUAUCCGUCUUUUUCAGCGGUGUCCCAAAUCCGCAAAAGACCGCCCACCAAAUCGCAGCAAUCAACGUCACCAAACGUGAAUAUCAGAAAGAGUACAUGGAAUACUGGAAUAGUACCGCAGAGUUGACGGGAACAGGCCGGCCCGUUGAUGGCCUUUUAUGCCCCGUAGCCGUAUUCCCCGCAGCACGAAGAGGCAAAACCAACUACCUCAACUAUACCAUGUUUGUGAAUGUGCUAGAUUACAGCUCUAUCGUUAUCCCAGUGACAACAGCUGAUAAAGCGGUGGACAUCCUGGAUGCUGGCUAUACGCCGUUGAAUGAUACGGAUAAGGCGAUUCAUGAUGAAUAUGACGCGGAGAUUUAUGAUUGUGCCCCUGUGGGCCUACAGCUUGUUGGGAGGAGGUUCCAGGAAGAGAAAUUGAUUGCACUUGCGGAAUAUUUGGGAGAGGAAGUCAAAAGAAUAUAA